GCAGUCACCGAGCUAACAAGCGUUCGCGAAUGUUAUAUUGCUGAUAUACAUGUUUCAAACUGCCAGUGGAAAGUGAGAAUCAUCGUUGUUAUCGUGUGUGAUCGAUUGCGAUUGUGUUCGACAGAUUGGUUAUUGGAAAGGGUGAUUUGAAGAAGAAAAAAAACAAGUGCUUUCAAGGUGCAACUAGAAAUCUGGUGUUGAGUUCUUAAGAAAAUCUAUUGAAUAAUGAGAGCAACAAUUCUGUUGCUUACUAAGUAAAACGGCGGGCAAUAAAUGAGAUAAACAUGAAGUACGGAGAAAGGUAAUUAUUUUCGUUUACUAGAAAUGUGAAACUGAGCUCACUAAUGUGUAAGAAACACCAAAUUUAUCUAUCAACUUUAACCUCAGCAUCGGAAGAGUGUGUUUGUGUAUCAGCGUAGCGCAGGGUCAUUGAACAGGAUCUCUUCGCGGGAAGGAGGUUAUGUGAGAAGCAGGACUAAACGAACGAAUAUACGAUAUUUGAUGAAUUUUAAGUGAUGAUGGUGUACAAGCUAUUAUCCAGCAUACUCACGCCUUCAUGGAAGUCGGCGUAAAUAAGUAUUGUGGAUAACAUGAUUAACAGUGGCAAUGACACAGUUUUUUACUAUCAAGUGCAUGCGAAGUAGAAUUCUUUUUUAUCGAGCAACAAUGACGGUCAAUUCGAGAGUCAGGGUCCUUGAAACUAAAAUGGUAGUAGGAUAGGAUUGAAAUAUUUGGAUAAAUUCUAAGAAGUAAGUAUUCUAGAAGAUUUAUAAAACUUCCAUGGAGUGAUUUCUUAGUGAAACGAGUUUUUUCUAGUGGCAAUCUUCGUUUGAGUCAUAUAUAACCUGAUUCCUGUUCUUGUUUAUAAGUUAAUAAAUAGUGCCGUUAUUAUUCAAACAAAUAAACCUACGAUUUUAACUCAUUCAAGCGUGCAGAGUAGUUCUCAGUAUAUUCAAAGCACGAAUCAAUCAGACAAUCGUGUUGACAGAGGGAUUGUUAAUUACCUACAGUUUCUGAUAAAUGCAUAUCAAUUUUCCUAAUGACAGCAGUCAAUCGUCUGACACCGUUCACAAUAGCUGCAUCCCAUCAACCAGGCGGCAGUUGGAAUACCCGACACGAACCGAUGCCAGCAAUUGUACAAACGACAAAAAUGAUCAGAACAACAAAGAUCAAACACGGUUGGCCAUCGGAGAAGAUCCAUCGGACAUUUUGCCAAAUGAUGAACCAGAUAUAGUUAGGGAGCGGAAACCAGAAAUGGCUGUGCUAUUGAACCCAUACCUUGGGAGUGAAAAAGAAACAAAAAUUGAUCCCCAGGAAAGGCGGAGAUCGUCUCAGGUUACCGAAACAAGCCGUCGUAGGACCCCCGGAAUACAUUCCACGGCGUUGGGAGUAUUUCAUCAGAUUAUGGUGACAUGUGCGGUGCUGCUGCUGGCGGCAGCAUGCGGGAUGCCCAUCGGAUACUCGGCCGUCCUGCUACCUCAGUUGUACAACGCGAGCGAGCCGCUUUCCAUCGACAUCGAAAUGGGCUCGUGGAUCGCCAGUGUACACAGCCUCGCUACACCGGUUGGUUCCUUCGCUUCCGGACCCAUUAUGGAUCGCUGGGGUCGCAAACCUGCACUUCUGAUGGCCAUCGUGCCCCUCUUCUGCGGUUGGAUUUGCCUCGCUAUGGCAUCAUCGCACUUCCUCAUCCUGGUCGGCCGUAUCAUUACUGGUAUUUCCGUUGGACUGAUCGCAGCCCCCGCACAGGUUCUCCUGGCGGAGAUCGCCGAGCCGCGUCUCCGAGGUUUGCUAAUCGGUGCCCCUUUCGUUUCCUACUCGAUGGGAAUCUUGCUGGUUUACGCCAUGGGCAGCCAUAUGCACUGGCGAAAGGUGGCAUGGAGCGCAACCUUUCUUCCGCUGCUGUCCUUCAUAGCGAUCACGUUGACUCCGGAAACACCGGUUUAUCUAGCGCGAAACAACAAACUGGAGAAGGCAGCCAAAGCGCUGUCGUGGUUGCGUGGAUGUCCGAUCCAGGCCAAGUCGGAACUGUUGCAAUUGAUCGAGCGUUUUCAGAUCGAAACUCGGGAGGACAAGAACACAGGCAUUUGGAAAUCGCUGACAAGAGUUUCACUGAUCAAACCGCUAAUAAUUAUCAAUGGAUUUCAUAUUCUACAAAUUCUAUCCGGGACGUAUUUGGUAGUUUUCUACGCGGUGGACAUCAUUUCUGACAUGGGUGGAAGCGAUAUCAACACUAUGCAGGCAGCAGUUCUGACGGCCGUUGUGAGGCUAGUUUUUACGUUCGUCUAUUGCUUCCUUUUACUGGUGAUGCCACGACGAAUGAUGGUCAUCGGCAGUGGAAUUGGCUCCGGAUUUAGUUGCCUUGCGAUUUCGGUUCUCAUGUAUGUCCGAUUGGAUGCGGUAAAAACACCGGUCGACACCUACCUGGCGGCAACGUUCAUUCUAAUCUACAUCGGAACUAACACUGGUUUCAUGACCAUGCCCGGAAUCAUGAUCGGUGAACUGCUGCCGGCGAAAAUCCGUGGACGAAUAGCGGGCUAUUUGUUUACAAUCUUCAACUUGAUGCUUUUUGGCGUAGCCAAAGGCUUUCCGUAUGUGAAGGAAGCAUUCAAAACACAAGGACUUUUUCUAAUUUUUGGAAUCGCUUCGUUCGGAGCGUCCCUGUUGCUGUACCUGAUGCUACCGGAAACCAAGGGUCGGACACUGCACGACAUUGAAGACUACUUUCAGCGGAGAAACUGGCUGUGGAUCACAAGAAACCAAAAACCUACCAAAGCGUCGUUGGAUGCUGCCGAGAUAGAAGAGGGAGAACCUCUGAAGAUUGUUAAAUAAUAGGAAAUUACAUUCUUAUUUUCAAUAUCCUGCCAUUUGCCCAGUCGAGAAAAAAAUGUGUUGAAUAAAGCAUUGUUUAAAAUGUGUUUUCUCACACACCAACCAACAAAUAUGCCAUUAUCGCUUAAUGAGCCCGCCUAAAGAAUAGUUUAAAUUACAGUUCAAGUAAGAAUAGCUGGUAUAUUGCUGAAUUUUACCGAGGGGCGGCAAACGGAAAAGUUCGUUACAAAUACACCUCUUCAGGAUACAAGAGGACAUUUCAUUCCUAAUAUGACCACAGAGUAGAAAAACUAUUGUGAUAUUACAUGUUAGGGACUAAAAUACUGGAGUACACAAAUAUUUGUUAAAGAAAUAUAUUAUUAGUAAUUGAAUGAGUGGAAUUUAUUCCUGAAAAGCCCUACAAAUACACUAUAUUGUAGCAAAAUACAAAAAUUUAGUAUAUAGAAUUAUAUUAGAAUAAAUAUUCAU
Malaya genurostris is the source of this 3297-nucleotide messenger RNA. RefSeq names its product facilitated trehalose transporter Tret1 (gene pippin). Lineage: Eukaryota; Metazoa; Arthropoda; Insecta; Diptera; Culicidae. The record is from RefSeq and is a predicted model, not a curated record. The transcript has 4 exons. The coding region runs from base 1021 to 2829 and encodes 602 amino acids. Gene Ontology annotation, cellular component: membrane. Gene Ontology annotation, biological process: transmembrane transport. Gene Ontology annotation, molecular function: transmembrane transporter activity.